This is a messenger RNA of Cannabis sativa, 1509 nucleotides long. Its product is annotated as RNA exonuclease 4. Bases 168 to 1277 code for a protein of 369 amino acids. Lineage: Eukaryota; Viridiplantae; Streptophyta; Magnoliopsida; Rosales; Cannabaceae. The transcript has 7 exons. Gene Ontology annotation, cellular component: nucleus. The record is from RefSeq and is a predicted model, not a curated record. Gene Ontology annotation, molecular function: nucleic acid binding; 3'-5' exonuclease activity. Gene Ontology annotation, biological process: rRNA processing.
GCUUACGUUACUGUGGUUCCGGAGGAGAAAGAGAAGACAGUUUUCAACUUCUACUCUAAAAGGCCACAGCGAUCGCGAACUCUCUUUCUCUCUGUGAGAGCUAUUUCCCGCCAAGUUUUAAAAGCUUCAUUGACCAGUCACUACUGUCCGAGUCUACUUUAACAUCCAUGGAAGUGGACUCCGACCCAGACCUUCUCAAAGCUCCGUCGACCAGGCACAAAUGCUCUGCAUGCUACAAGCAAUUUAAGAAAAAGGAACAUUUAGUUGAGCACAUGAAGUGUUCAUUCCACUCUGUUCAUCAACCUAGAUGUGGGGUGUGUAAAAAGCAUUGCAAGUCUUUUGAAUCACUCAGGGAACAUCUCACUGGUCCAUUGCCAAAGUCAAAUUGUUCAACAAUUUAUUCCGAACGGGGUUGCAAUCUAUGCCUCAAAAUCUGUGAUAGCCUCACUUCUCUCAAUGACCAUAAGAAAAUUUGUUGCCUAUCUGCACCUGUUCCUUUAGGCACUACUAAGAAGUCGGAUGCAGAAUCUCAGAUUGAGGUUUCAAACUCUAAUGAUGUAAACCUAAUUGGAAGUGGUUCUAAAGCGGUAGCUUUAGACUGUGAAAUGGUAGGAGGUGGAGAUGAUGGAACACUCGACGUCUGUGCUAGAGUCUGCCUCAUUGAUGAAGAUGAGAAUUUGCUGUUUCAUGCUUACGUGCAUCCUCUAAUUUCUGUCACUAAUUACAGAUAUGAAGUAACUGGAUUAACAGAAGAGCAUCUGAGUAAUGCCAUGCCACUAAAAGAAGUGCAAGAAAAGAUUUCACAAAUUCUGUACAAUGGAGAGUCUACUGGGAGUGAAUGGUCGGAUGGUGCUAAAGCCAGACUUCUUGUGGGACAUAGUAUAAAGCAUGAUUUGGAUUGCUUGAGAAUGAAUUAUCCUGAUCACUUGCUAAGGGAUACUGCAAACUAUCGACCAUUGAUGAAAACGAACCUGGUUAGCCACUCUCUGAAGUACCUCACACGAACAUAUCUGGGGUAUGAUAUUCAAUCUGGCACGCACGAUCCAUACGAAGAUUGUGUGUCUGUAAUGAGACUUUACAAAAGAAUGCGUGAUUUAAACCACGAAGAGAGCAUUGAGGCAUCAUUUUCUGUUCACCGUACCGAAAGCUUCAGAGUUGAUCUGAGUUCAUGGACCAAAGAACUGGAGACGAUGACACCAGAUGAGCUUUAUCAAAUGUCCACAUCCAACUACACGUGCUGGUGCCUAGAUCAAAGGCAGAAUGCAAAUACCAACUGAACUCUUACUCUAUCCAUAGGAAGAUAUAUGAUGAACUCUUGAGGUUAGUUACUCAAGUUUUGUUUUGGCUCAGAUUAACGCCAAAUUAAAUAUCAUUAGGAUAUUACAGAUCUUGUAAUGCUGGUGACUUUUAUUUAAUUUUAUUUGUAGUGUAUAGAGUUUGUAAAUACACAUUGUGUGGUUCCCUUCCUUUAACCAUCGCAUUGCAUUGGUUUUGACUUUUGAGUUAAAA